Messenger RNA from Sclerotinia sclerotiorum 1980 UF-70, 327 nucleotides. RefSeq lists its product as hypothetical. Bases 1 to 327 code for a protein of 108 amino acids. The transcript is spliced from 3 exons. The record is from RefSeq and is a predicted model, not a curated record. Gene Ontology annotation, biological process: resolution of meiotic recombination intermediates; replication fork processing. Lineage: Eukaryota; Fungi; Ascomycota; Leotiomycetes; Helotiales; Sclerotiniaceae. Gene Ontology annotation, molecular function: protein heterodimerization activity; chromatin binding. Gene Ontology annotation, cellular component: FANCM-MHF complex; Fanconi anaemia nuclear complex.
AUGGAUGCUGACCUCCACGAUCGGCUCAAAGCAGCUCUUUGGUUCUCAAUUGGGAAGAUUGUGGAAGAGGAAUCCAUUCGACUUAAUUCAAAUGCUACAAACCAAUUCAUAGGAGCAUUAACUGAAAUGGUAUGGCAUCAAAUAGAAAAUGUAACGAUGGAUCUCGAAAGUUUCUCGCGACACGCUGGACGAUCUACCAUUACCACCGAUGAUGUAUUACUCGUUACGAGGAGGAACGAUGCGUUACACGAUAUGAUCAAGAAUUUUAUAGAUAAAGAGAAGGCCCAAUCUACGGGUGAAAAGGGAAAAAGUCGCACCAAGAAAUGA